ACAAACGCUCCGUGACGUAGCCUGUAUGACAGCUGUCUUGUGCGCUCCUUACCUUAACGCUGUUUUUAUUGAUGGAUGGAGAGAUCUCCUUGUCGUCUGCUCCGGACAAAACAUGGAGAAGUACGAGAAGGUGUUGUGUUUGGGCAGGGGGGGAGCAGCGGACGUGUUCCUCAUGAGGCACGCGGAGAGCAAGAGCCUGCACGCGGUGAAGCGGAUCAAAAUAGAGGACACGAGGACAACAAAAAACCAAAGCGCAAUUCUCCAAGAGGCUAUGAUCAUUAGGCGGUUGGAGCACCCUCACGUAGUGAAAUGCAGCGAUGCCUUUGUGAACUCCGAUGGAUUCAUUUACAUUGUGAUGAACUACUGCGACGGAGGCACAUUAGAUGACAAAGUGAAACAGAGGAAUCCAGAGGAGUUUUUCACCGAGGAUACUGUGAUGGGGUGGUUUGUACAGGUCGCUAUGGCUUUAAAUUACAUACACAUGGCUAAAAUACUACACAGGGACAUCAAAACAUCAAAUGUACUGCUAACAAAGCAAGGCAUUGUGAAGUUAGCGGACUUUGGGAUAUCCAGAGUAAUGAACAACACAGCUGACAUGGCCUCCACAUGUGUUGGGACACCGAGCUACCUCAGUCCGGAGCUGUGCCGGGAUGUCCCGUACAGCUCCAAGUCGGAUAUCUGGGCUCUCGGCUGUCUGCUGUAUGAGAUCUGUGCCCUCAGGCCUCCGUUUGCAGCCACAAACCUCCUGAGUCUGUUCUACAAGAUCACCAGAGGAGAGUACGAUCCCGUGCCCAACAUCUACUCUGACAACAUCUCCUCUUUGAUCCAGAGAAUGCUUCGCCUCAACCCAGAACACAGGCCAAGGGCUGCCUGUAUACUUGACAGUGCAUAUGUGCAAUAUCACCUCAAUAUUGCCAAACACACAGAGACCGACCGUGUUCCUGUGAAAAGCGGUGACAGUACAGAAGAAAAAAUCACAGACACCACACCACAACCAGAUGUUCUAAGUCAGCCCCACCCACGGGAAGAAAAAGAACACAACAUGUGUUCCAGUGAUGUGGAGGAGGAACAUCAUGGUGCCUUGUGUGUUGGCGGACCAAACCACUGGGACUGCCACUAUCCUGAGGACUUUGAUGAAGAUGAAAGUCUGUCCUCUGUAGAGGAGUGCAGUAAGCACUCUGGGUCGCCAAUGAGCAGCGAUUCUGCUGAGCCAAUUGGUAACUCAUCGUUUCCAGAGGCCCCUGGUGUCUUAGAACAAGUUGAGUAUCCAGAUGACUUCGAGGAAGAAGAUUUUGAGGAUGAAGCGGCCUUAGUUCACACAGUUGCUCCUCCACAGCCGCAUGACGAUGCAGUGGAGGAGGAGUUCCAGCUCUGCGAUGCUGGAGGAUUAACAAUCACCCUGAAAGCAUUGAAGGAAAAAGGCUAAAAACGAACAUAAACACCUUGCCAAUGGGCCACAAUGUGAAUAAAGGGACCACAGCAGCUGAAACACUUAAAUAUCUAUCAAGUGCCUUGAUCGUGAAGUGUUUUAUUCCUUUGAUGUUUGAGAAACAUCAUAGUGCUGAGAUAAGAUGUUUUACUGCUAGAUGGUGUUAAAAAAACUUGGUGGGUCUAGAGAGAAUGAAUGCAGUCCUGCUCAGUGUGUGUUCAGUGACCUUAAUAUA
Messenger RNA from Etheostoma cragini (Arkansas darter), 1664 nucleotides. RefSeq names its product NIMA-related kinase 12 (gene nek12). The record is from RefSeq and is a predicted model, not a curated record. NCBI's taxonomy places the organism in Eukaryota, Metazoa, Chordata, Actinopteri, Perciformes, Percidae. Gene Ontology annotation, biological process: protein phosphorylation. Bases 26 to 1426 code for a protein of 466 amino acids. Gene Ontology annotation, molecular function: ATP binding; protein kinase activity. The transcript is spliced from 2 exons.